Molecule: messenger RNA, 684 nt
Organism: Varanus komodoensis (Komodo dragon)
Lineage: Eukaryota; Metazoa; Chordata; Lepidosauria; Squamata; Varanidae
Product: olfactory receptor 10A3-like
Exons: 1
Biological process (GO): G protein-coupled receptor signaling pathway
Cellular component (GO): membrane
Molecular function (GO): G protein-coupled receptor activity; olfactory receptor activity
Source: RefSeq, a predicted model, not a curated record
UACAAUAAAGCUAUCCCCUUCCUUGGGUGUGUGAUUCAGAUGUUUUUCUUCUUGUUAUUGGGAGGUUCCGAGUGUUUCCUCCUGGCUGCCAUGGCUUAUGACCGCUACGUAGCCAUAUGCAAUCCCUUACGCUACACAGUAAUUAUGAAGAAGGGGAUGUGUGUCCAGCUGACCUUAUUUUCCGGGUUCUCUGGCGUUGUGGUGGGAACAGUCCAAACCACGUGGGUGUUUAGUUUCCCAUUUUGUGGCCCAAAUAAGGUAGAUCACUUUUUCUGUGACAGCCCACCUGUGUUAAAAUUAGCAUGUGCAGACACUUACCUGUUUGAGAUAUAUGCUGUCACUGGAACUAUUUUAAUUGUUCUCUUCCCAUUUAUGCUCAUUGUGGUUUCCUAUGUCUGUAUCCUCAGAACCAUCUUAAAAAUACCAUCAGCCCAAGGCAGACACAAAGCUUUUUCCACUUGUACUUCACAUAUUGUUGUGGUGAUUUUGUUCUAUGGCACAGCUGGACUUACCUAUUUCCAGCCAAGAUCUAGUGAUUCCCCAGAGCUUAAGAAACUCUUGUCAUUAUCUUACACAGUCUUCACCCCCAUGCUGAAUCCUAUUGUCUACAGUUUGAGAAAUAAGGAAGGAAGGGGAGCCACGCAAAAAGUGUUAUGCAGGAAACUGCAGGAACUGCAUUUGUAA